This is a messenger RNA of Schistosoma mattheei, 4131 nucleotides long. The record is from the annotation of a GenBank genome assembly. NCBI's taxonomy places the organism in Eukaryota, Metazoa, Platyhelminthes, Trematoda, Strigeidida, Schistosomatidae.
AUGAAUGAUCUUUAUUUAAAUUGGUUAAAUGAAUUAAAUUCAAAUUAUGUUUCUAUGAAUCAACAAGAUAAUUUAUUGAGUACUAAUUAUAAUGUAAAUAAACAUGAAGAUUAUAUAUCAGAAUGUUCACUAAUCAAUAAUAGUUGUUCCCAAGAUACAUCAGUUUCAAAUUAUAUAACGACAACAACCAUUACUAGCAACAGUAAUACUGAAACAAAUGAACAAAAUCACCUUUUAUUAAAACGUUGUCCCAAUUUUGAAAAUAUCAGUCGUUUAUCGAAUAAUAAUAAUGAUAAUAAUAUUAAUAAUAAUAUUCAACUAAUGGAGGAAAGUAGUAGCUUCUAUGAAGGAUUGAUGAAAUUGUCUGAAAUUGUCAAUGAUGAAAAAGAAGAUCUUGAAAUGAACAAUGAUACACCGACAAAAGUAUGGGGUCGAGAAUUUCGUGAUAGACUACAAAUAUCUGAUACAUCUACAUGUUUACCCUCCAAUUUAUUUGAUGAUAUAAAACCGGAAUUGGAAAUAUGGUCGAAUUUAUUUAAUACGUCAGAAAUUGUUGUAGAUACUGCUAGAGAAAUUUCUACACAAUUAAAUUUAUUAAGUACAUUGGAAGAGGAUGAUGUAAAAGAAGAUAGAAAUGAAUGGGAAGAGAAAGUAGAAGUUCAUGUUGGAAAACAAGCAGAAAAUAAUAAAGACAAUGAAGAAAAUCGAACAGAUCAUGGUCAAUGUGAUAAGAAUGAUAAAGAAGUAGUUGAUUCAAGAAGUCAUAUGUUUAUAACAACACUUGAAAAUGAAAAAUUAGAUGCUUUAAAAGACAAUGAAAUAACUGAAGAUAAUGAAAAACAUGAUAAUACUUUAUCAGACCAUUUCAUUGCAAAACUCUAUACAACACAUAUUGAAGAUGAUACAGAAUUACAUGAUCUUGAAAGAAUCUCUACUCAAUUGGAAACUCACAUCGUUGCUGAAGAAAAUCUAAUGUCUCAACCUUAUAAUUAUGGAAACAUAUAUGAAAAUAAUGUUAGAACGAAUGAAAAAACCGAUCAUUUUGUAUAUUCAGAUACUCCAACUCUUACUACUACUUCUAAAUCAAAUGAAAGUAAUCAUAACAUGAUUUCUUAUCAAAAUAUGAAAUUGAAAUGUAAAAAUAAUCAAUUUCCAUAUACAUCACUACCUAUUGAUAAACUAAUAGACAAUUCUAAACAAAAAGAAGAAACAUUUAAGAAUACAAAAGAAGACUUAUAUCAUUCAGACAUAUUGGAAUUCUAUGAACACGUGAUCCCAACAAUAAAUUCUUCUCUAUCAUUGGAUAAUUCAUAUUCUGCCUCUAUUCAAAGUCCAAAUAAUCUAGAUGAGAAGAAUAGUAUUAUAAAUGAAAUUCUCUAUCCUUAUUAUCCAUAUGAACAACAACUAACUCAAUAUAAUUCAACUUAUACAUAUAUGAACAAUAAACAAUAUUAUUCAUUGAUUCAUUUGAAUAAGGAAGGCAGUCAUUUAGAAUUAACCAAUAAUCAUAAAGUUGGAUUGAAAAAAUCGAAUAGAAAAAAUGAUCAGAAUAAAACAAUCAUUGAACAUUAUAAAACUGAUCAAUUAUCAAUAUUAAAUAAUUCAAUAGAAAAAUCAAUAGAAAAAUCAUUUAAUAAUAAUAAUAAUAAUUUAAUAACAUUUUCUGAUACUACUCAAAAGUUAUUUAAUAAUACUACUAAUACUACUAUUACUACUAAUACACCAACUUGUAUUGGAAUCAAACAACAAUCUACUAAUAAUUCAUUAUCAUUAACAAAACCAUUUUGUUGUUUUAAUGAAAAAUUAUUAAAACGUGCACAAUUAAUUUUAUCGAAUUCACCAAUUACUAAUGAACCGGAUCCAACUGAUACAUUAUUAGCUUUAACUGAAGACAAUAAUAAUAAUAAUAAUAAUAAUCAAUAUAAGAGAUCACAUCAAACAAGUUUCUGUAAAUCAUCAAUAAAAAAUUAUUUUCUAUCAUUAUCUUGUCCACAAUCAUUAAGUAAUCAGCUAUUAGAGGAUAAUUAUGAUACUUUAUCAGAUGGUAGUGAUUUUUCCAUUCAUGUACCUAUUACAAAUUCAAUUCUUAAUGAAAAUACAUUUAAUGAAUCGAAAUUAUCAUUAAUACCUAAUUUUAAAGAAUUUUAUGCUAAUAAACAUUUAUGGGAAUCUAUUCAUUCACAAUGGUAUAUACAUAUAUUAAAACGUAUUACUGACGAAGCUAAAUUAAUAUCAAUACCAGAACAAAUAAUCUAUUACGAUAAUUUACAUACGGAAUAUAUGUCAUCUUCGUCUAGUUCACGUGGUUCAUAUUUUACAAAUCAAAGAAGAAGACCACAUUCUUCUGCUUAUAGUUAUGAAGUAAAUGGUUUAGUAGAUGAUUUACCUGGAACUUAUGAAAGUCCUAAUUCAUCAUCAUCAAUUAUUUAUUCAAGACAUUUAUAUAAUCAUAGAUCAUUACAUGAUGUUUAUCCGGAUAGAUUUAUUAAAUCAUUCAAUGAUGAUGAUAAUUAUGGAAUAAAUUUAAAACCAAUUUCAAAAAGUAAUUUGAAAACUUCAUAUGAUCCACGAUCAUAUAGAUCAUAUUCAGAGGCUGGUACAUCACAUCAUUAUCAUCCUCAUCAUCAUCAUUAUCCUCGUGAAAAAGAUAAAACUGGUCUAGCAUCAAUUAUUCAUCAUGAUCGUCGAAAUAAGUCAGGAUUAAUUCAUCAUACUUCAAGUCGUUCAAAACACUUAAAACCAAAUGAUGUUGAAAGUGUUUUACAACAAAGAAUUUUAAAAGAUUCUAAUAGACGUAUAAAAUCAACAGAAUUAGAUAAAUCAAAAGAUUCCGUAUAUUCAACACGAUUUAAUAAAAAUUAUCAAGAUUAUGAAAUAAGUCAUAGAAUAAAAAGAGGGAAUUUAAGAAGUUAUACACCAACUUAUAAAUCGUUUCAUACUCCACAAACAAAAUGGUCAAAUGAUAAUAGUUUUUUAGAAGUUGGUUCAUAUUUUUCUUUACCUUUAAAAGAUUAUGGUAGAAAAGGAAUAAAACAUUCACGACCUACAUUGACUAAUCAACGUUAUGAUCCAUCUAGUAUAGAAUUUUCACUACAACAAAAAGUCCCAUCUGAUGAAUGGAAUAAAUCUGAUCAUUUAACUCGAAGAAUUGGAAAUCUAUCCAAAUCAACUGGUCAUUUAAGUCAUUUAGAUGAUUUAAACAAAUUUUCAGGUUCUACUUCUAUGCAAACUUUAAGAGCUCGAUUAGCUGCUGCACAUUCAGAAUUUAAUUUAGACUAUCAAGAAAAUAUAUCGGACUCAUAUGAGUUACAAAAAUUGGACAGUAACAAAUUUGGUUCACUUGAUCGUCGAACUGAUUCAAAUGAGUUUACAACUCGACAACUAAGACAACAAGUAGAACAACAUCAUCGUCGUUUACUUAAAAGUUUAAUGACUGAUGAACCUUAUGAAUCUAGUUGGCCAUCUAGUUUUUCAAAUUUUGAUCUUCAAGGAUACUUAAACUCAUAUUGUGAUGAAUCAGAAAUGCGACCAACAACUCUUAUUUCAUCUACUUUAGCACCACCAAUAUUUUCUACAGCCUCAACAAGACUUCCGUUAAGUAUUGAACAAGGUAAAAUAGAUGAAACAAUGGUAGAACCUACAAACUAUACAUCUACAACUGACCAACAGUUUCUGUCCGUACCAAAUAUGUUAACUACAUCGAAUUUGAAUUCUACCGCUCCAGUAGUAUUGCCAAAUCAAGUACCUUUAAUAAAUAAUUUAGCUGACAACAUAAUGAAUAAUACAAUCAUAAAUCAGCCUACAUCGGUCAGUUUAAAUGAACAAAUACCAGUUUCAAAUAACACAUUAAUCGAGCUUAUUAAUAAUCCUGAUUUUAUACAAGCUCUUACAUAUAAUCCAGAACUUAUUAACCAAAUAAAUUCAAUGUGCCUAGAUCUCGCGCCAGCUGAUUUGAAUCAAGUAACCUUAGCAGCUGUUGCUGGAGCAAUCGCAGCCACAGCUGUAGCUGGUUCUGGGAUGUUAGAUAAUAAUACUACUUCUGAUAAUAUUAAUAAUGUCAUUACAUGUCACCGACUAAUGAACACAUUAUCAAUAGUCUACUACAAAAUACAAUUGCAUCAGAUCAAAUGA